Centrocercus urophasianus (Greater sage-grouse) is the source of this 3156-nucleotide messenger RNA. Its product is annotated as bifunctional UDP-N-acetylglucosamine 2-epimerase/N-acetylmannosamine kinase-like. The record is from RefSeq and is a predicted model, not a curated record. NCBI's taxonomy places the organism in Eukaryota, Metazoa, Chordata, Aves, Galliformes, Phasianidae. The annotation marks the transcript as partial. The transcript has 6 exons. Gene Ontology annotation, molecular function: N-acylmannosamine kinase activity; UDP-N-acetylglucosamine 2-epimerase activity.
AUUUGGAGAUUGCAGUGUUAAUUCCUUUUAAAUUGUUGUGUUUUUUUUCAUAUUAUAGCUCAAAAAUAUAUGGUGAUGGUAAUGCUGUUCCAAGGAUUUUGAAGUUCCUUAAAUCUAUUGACCUCAAAGAGCCAUUGCAAAAGAAAUUCUGUUUUCCUCCUGUCAAAGAUAAUAUCUCUCAAGAUAUAGACCACAUUCUAGAGACACAGAGUGCUUUGGCUGUGGACUUAGGUGGAACAAAUCUCCGAGUAGCAAUUGUCAGUAUGAAGGGUGAAAUAGUUAAGAAGUAUACCCAGCUCAACCCUAAAACUUACGAAGACAGACUAGAUCUGAUUCUAAAGAUGUGUGUAGAAGCUGCAUCGGAGGCAGUAAAUCUGAACUGCAGAAUUUUGGGAGUGGGUAUUUCCACAGGUGGACGGGUAAACCCUCGAGAAGGAAUUGUGCUUCACUCCACAAAACUUAUUCAGGAGUGGAGCUCUGUAGAUCUCAGAACCCCAAUAUCUGAUGCUCUGCACUUGCCAGUCUGGGUGGACAACGAUGGAAACUGUGCUGCUCUAGCAGAAAGGAAAUUUGGUCAUGGAAAAGGAAUAGAAAAUUUUGUAACACUCAUCACUGGUACAGGAAUUGGAGGUGGAAUCAUACAUCAACAUGAAUUGAUCCAUGGCAGUUCUUUCUGUGCUGCUGAGCUUGGGCAUAUUGUAGUAUCUUUAGAUGGACCAGAGUGCCUAUGUGGUAGCCAAGGAUGUAUAGAAGCGUAUGCCUCUGGAAUAGCAUUACAGAGAGAAGCUAAGAAACUGCAUGACGAGGAUCUGCUUUUAGUAGAAGGAAUGUCAAUGAAGAAUGAAGAGGUUGUUAGUGCUGCACAUCUCAUUCAAGCAGCUAAACUUGGAAACACAAAGGCAGAAAGCAUUCUCAGAACAGCUGGUACAGCAUUAGGACUUGGAGUUGUGAACAUUCUGCACACCAUGAACCCCUCCCUUGUGAUCCUUUCUGGAGUUCUAGCCAGCCACUAUAUUAAUGCUGUCAAAGAUGUGAUACAUCGACAGGCUCUGUCAUCUGUUAAAACUGUGGAUGUGGUGGUCUCAAAUCUAGCAGACCCUGCUCUUCUUGGAGCUGCUAGCCUGGUACUGGAUUAUACUACCCGUAGAAUAUACUAGGUGCCUGGAAGAAUUACAGAAAUGAACUAUUCAUAUUCCUUAUGGGUGGAGGGAAUACUUUGCCCAAAAUCUUUUUUUGACCAGAGCAGCUACAGAAUCAGAGUAAUGAUGUUCUAAAUAGUUAGUGACUACUUCGACAUUUCCUAAUUGAGGUAUUAGCUUUUUGUAGUUUUUCUAAAUUUCAUCAAAAUUCGUAGGAACUAUUGUGCAAUUCUGUUGAUUUUAAUCACCUCAAAGCCCAGAUGUUGCUUAAAGUGUAGCUGAAUUAUUUAUGAGCGUAUCUUGAUGUAAGGUAGGGAAUAUGUGUAUUGUGUCAAAUUAUAGCUAAUACUUGGGGAUCCAGUUCUCAUUUUUCACCUUUGUGAAAUGAGAAGUCUACAAUGUGACCAGCUUUUCGAUUUACAGGUUUCCACCCACACAGUAAAUAGGAUACAAUCACCAACAGCAGGUGUUAGUUUCUGUAAGUGGAAACAACAGGAGGUGCCUCCGCAAACAAAGCUCUAUUUAGAAGUGGUUUGUGAAGGACUUGGAGGAUACAGUUAUUUAUUACAUCGCCAUUAGAGGGCAGAGUCCCAUUUUAGUAGCUUUGCAUAUGAAGGAGAAAGACAGUUGUCUCGUGAGCUUGCAGGCUGCAAGAGCAGUCCAAACAAACUGACAAGUGUAGCAGUGUUCACCUUUGUGUUCUGGCUACAGCCCGCAGUAAGUAUUUUUAUUUUUGAGGUUGAAUUUCAUUUUAAUGGGUAUUCUCGAGGGACUUAGUCUACCACUUUGUCUCCCAAAUUAGCAGAGGGGACUUUAUUCUUCAGUGGCCAGUUAUCUGACAGGCAGUAACAUGGUAUAUAUAAGCAUAAAGACUGCCUUUUGAGAAAUCUCAUUCACUGCAGAGUGACUUAGCGCAUCUCCUCAGCAGUGCUGGGGAUGCAGGUGAAGUGUCAGUGAUGUCCUGCAUUUACCAUCAUCUCAUAGGAUGGAAAGUUAAAUCUGAGCCUCGUCCUCACAUUUAUUAGCCUUGGAGCAGCUAACCUUAAAGGCUUGCCUUAUUAAAAAACAGUUUAUAUGACACUCUGGAAAUUUUUACAGCAAACAUUCUGAGAGAGAGAGAGGGCUUUUCUGGGACCUGCAUAGAGGCCGAAGAUCACACAGUGUACUGUGUACAUUUAAGGAAGGCAGGUUUCUUUAGCUUUAAGUCUUUAUUUGAUACAUAGUUCUGUCUCUAUUGAUCUGCUUUUUGGCAUGCUUUCAAGAUACUGUAAUACUGACAAUUACUUGACACAAGAAGAAACUUAAAAACAGGACAAUGUAAGUGGUCAGCUAUCCCAGAAAGAAGACAGCAGCCAGAGAAACAAUCUUGUAUCCUGGCAUUUAAUGAAUCAUCUACUCCAUAGUAAGGAUAUACUGGCUCUUAACCUUUGCUAAGUUGCAUCAGGCUUAAUGUGUUCCUUUUCAUUAGUGCCUGGAUUUAGUUGAUGGGUCCCUUCACUAACUAGACUAGACUAGACUAACUUCAGUAACUUCAGUACUAGAGCAGUAGCUCCAUGAGAAGGUCAAGGAGUCUGUUUUGAUCUACAGUGACAACAGCUCAGGGUGGGGAUAAUAGUAUUGAGGUUCUAGCAGAGAGAAUACCUAUCGUUUGACCUUUCCAUCCCCCCAGCAUCACAAGGACUGUUUGAUAAAAAGUGGGACCAGGUUUUGCUCUCCAGACUUCCCAAUGCUGUUUCCCUUUUGACAUCUCAGAUAAAAUUUCUCCUUAGCAGCUGAAGGGAGAUGGCAGGCACUGACAAAAUAUGAAAGAUGUUUAAACAUUUCAAAACAUUUGAUAAAAUAAAGCAAAAGUCUAUUUUCUUUAAGAAAACAAUUAUUAAAAUGUUUUUGAAGUUGUUUUUUUCUGGCAACUGGACAAAACCAGCUGCAAAGGGGCAAGUGGUGCAGAAGAAGUCCUUGGUUUUCCUGAGACAGUUGUCAGUUUAUAAAAUUAAAAAGAUGUUCAUAUUUAAAAGUG